CCCAGCCAAUCUCAUUUGUUGACCUGUUCCUCUCAACCUUCACCUACCAUCAAACUCAGGAGGGGCACCUUCAACGAGGUACAGGGGAUUUUUACCAGCACAGUCAGAAUUUACCAACACAAACUCGUCACAUUCACCAUGUCCCUACUGUCCGCCUACAGGUUUACCCCGAAGCUCUUAAAUUCAACGAAGAGCACAGCAUGUCUCUUCGCCGCUUCCAGAAAUGCCACUACAUCAACAAACCUGAGAGAUGUGCUUUUGGAUCUCGUCCCUAAAGAACAGAGUAGGAUUAAGAAUUUCAAAACGCAGUAUGGCAAGACCAACAUCGGCUCAAUCACUGUGGAUAUGAUCUACGGUGGGAUGAGAGGUAUGAAGGGCCUGGUGUAUGAGACCUCAGUGCUGGAUGCAGAUGAGGGAAUUCGUUUCCGUGGUUACAGCAUUCCAGAGUGCCAGCAGCUGUUGCCCAAGGCUCCAGGAGGUGCUGAGCCACUGCCCGAAGGUCUGUUCUGGCUGCUGGUGACAGGCCAGGUGCCCACAGAGGAACAGGUGAACUGGCUGUCCAAGGAGUGGGCCAAGCGUGCAGCUCUUCCCUCCCACGUGGUCACCAUGCUGGAUAACUUCCCCACCAACCUCCACCCCAUGUCUCAGUUCAGCUCCGCCAUCACAGCUCUGAACAGUGAGAGUAGCUUCGCCCGAGCCUACUCCGAGGGAGUCAACAAGGCCACGUACUGGGAGUUUGUCUAUGAAGACUCCAUGGAUCUGAUCGCUAAACUGCCAUGCGUUGCGGCCAAGAUUUACCGCAACCUUUACCGUGAGGGCAGCAGCAUCGGCGCCAUCGACUCCAGUCUGGACUGGUCCCACAACUUCACCAACAUGCUGGGCUACAGCGAUGCCACGUUCACUGAGCUCAUGCGACUGUACCUCACCAUUCACAGUGACCAUGAGGGUGGUAAUGUGAGUGCCCACACCAGCCACUUAGUGGGCAGUGCCCUGUCUGACCCCUACCUGUCCUUCAGCGCAGCUAUGAAUGGCUUGGCCGGACCUCUUCAUGGACUGGCUAACCAGGAGGUGCUGGUAUGGCUGACGGCCCUGCAGAAGGAGAUGGGAGGAGAGGUGUCUGACGAGGCCAUGAGAGACUACAUCUGGAACACCCUCAAGUCUGGAAGGGUGGUUCCAGGUUACGGCCAUGCCGUCCUGAGGAGGACAGACCCCAGGUACACCUGCCAGCAGGAGUUUGCCUUCAAGCACCUGCCCGAUGACCCCAUGUUCAAACUGGUGCACCAACUCUACAAGAUCGUGCCCAACGUGCUGCUGGAGCAGGGCAAGGCCAAGAACCCCUGGCCCAAUGUGGACGCCCACAGUGGAGUGCUGCUGCAGUACUAUGGGAUGACAGAGAUGAACUACUACACGGUGCUGUUCGGCGUGUCCCGAGCAUUGGGGGUGCUGGCCCAGCUGAUCUGGAGCCGAGCCCUGGGCUUCCCCCUGGAGCGCCCCAAGUCCAUGAGCACGGACGGACUCAUGAACCUGGUGGGGGCCAACAAAUCCGGGUAAAGAUGAAGAGGGAAGCAGUAGGAUGAGGACAAAGAAUAACAAAAGGGGGGGGCGGAAUAGGGGAGUUGGAUGCAAAAUAUAUAGUACACUUAUGAAAACAUUAAAGGGCCUUUGCUGGAUUUAGCCUGUUCAAGUCAGUGACACCAAGGUUAUUUUUUUCCUUUCGUUGAGCCAUGGUAGUUGUCUUGAGAUAUUGAAGAUGACUUGGUUUUGUAAAGAAAUCAUGUCCAUUUUUUUGUUCUAAAAUGUGGGUGACUCGCAUUGUCUGACGGAAUUAUCCAAAAUACCAAAACAAAAGACAACACUCCAUGGCAAGCAAGGUCCUUCUGUAAUGUAACCACUCUAAUCUGGCCCAGCAGGUUAGAAUAUGUACAGUAUGCAAAUGACCAGGGUCGGUAGAUUAGUAAUAGGGUACUGCAGCCACUUUCAUCACUGACUGACGACACACCGCUAUCAAUUAAGGCAGAGUUCACUUAUUACACCACCUCUUUCUGGCAGUAUUCACCAACCCCAUGGCACCUCUGACAAUCAGAAUACUCUGCAGGUUGUACAGUGCUUCACAAAUGGCGCUAUCUGUUCUCUUGGGGAGGGAGGUUGUUUUGAAAAGUGAUAGACAGGGUAAGACAGCACUGUUUCCCAAGCUGAAAGUACUUUGACUGUUUUUAAAUAUUUUCUAUCAGAUUCGAGGGGGGGGGGAGUGUGAAUUCAUCUUUUAGACUUUCUUGAAGACCUGAGGGCAACCUUAAAACAUUAGUUGAACUCAAUCAAUUUUCUCUUAUCAGCAAAAUGAAUGUAAUUGAAGAGAUGGCUAGCAUUGACUAAUGGCACACUUGACCCGUUAAAUCAAUGUACUUUUAGAAUGUUUUGUAAAUGUUUGCUGGUUUUACUAUGUCCAACUGAAAUGUCUCAUGUUGCUCAUGAAGCAAGCACACAUCUGAAACACCAUAUGAAAUAAUCUAAUGGUUGUGUUAAACUGGAUUGUUAAGAUACAUAUUUGCUUGGUUUAGUUUUAAGGUUGCCCUCCGUUCUAGUGGUGGGGGGCCUUAUGUGUUUGUAAUAGUCUGUUUCAAUGCAGACCUUAUCCAAUACACUCCAAUUGGGCACAGAGGGCCCAACACCACCCCCUGGGUAUUAAUUUAAUUUGUUUUCAACAGCCCCCUACACUGUCUUUUCCCAGCUGAUUCCUUCCCACAUAGUAUACAUGUAUUUUAGGUUUUACAAGUUUGUUCUGAUCCUGUUUUAAUCAAACCUCAGGUUAUUCUGGUUUAACGAGAAAUACAUCUGAUGUGAGAUCAUUGUAAAGUGAAGGCGGGAUUUGAACUAUAAUGUAGCAGAGUGGGAUUGUACAGUGGAUGUGGGAGAGAAAAUGGAAAACAAAACAAAGUCCAAUAAAUGUUUUUAUUAGCAAUUA
Molecule: messenger RNA, 2962 nt
Organism: Oncorhynchus nerka (sockeye salmon)
Lineage: Eukaryota; Metazoa; Chordata; Actinopteri; Salmoniformes; Salmonidae
Product: citrate synthase, mitochondrial
Exons: 11
Coding region: 139-1551 (470 amino acids)
Biological process (GO): tricarboxylic acid cycle; carbohydrate metabolic process; citrate metabolic process
Cellular component (GO): mitochondrial matrix
Source: RefSeq, a predicted model, not a curated record